This is a messenger RNA of Chondrus crispus (carragheen), 1140 nucleotides long. RefSeq lists its product as hypothetical. Gene Ontology annotation, molecular function: voltage-gated monoatomic anion channel activity. The coding region runs from base 1 to 1140 and encodes 379 amino acids. The record is from RefSeq and is a predicted model, not a curated record. Gene Ontology annotation, biological process: intracellular monoatomic ion homeostasis; transmembrane transport. The transcript has a single exon. Lineage: Eukaryota; Rhodophyta; Florideophyceae; Gigartinales; Gigartinaceae. Gene Ontology annotation, cellular component: membrane.
AUGAUGGAUCGACCUUCCCCAGACGAGCUCAGACGCAUCCCCCGAUGGCGUCGCUUCGUCGUCCAGUGGGACAUUUCCCACAAUGCCGUCGCCCUUGCCUUCUUCGCUUUCACCGGUAUGUGGCAAACCGCCGCUUUGCACUUCGGCAUGAUCCAAAUUCCCAGAGCCAUCUGGUACACAAUGUACUUCGUCUCCUGUCUCAUCCUGUCCAUCUCCGCCCUCAUAUACCUCACACGCGCCAUCAUUUACCCGCGCUCUAUCAUCGACGACUUCAAUCACAAGCGUCUUAUCAACUUCUUCUUCAUGCCCGUCAUGAUCGGCGCUCUGUGUAUCCUCACAACACCACUCUUCCUCCGAACGCUCAACCAGUUCAUCGUGGGCUUCUACGUGCUCGGCGCAUACCAAGUCGGCCUUGCGCUCUAUCUCUACGGCGACUGGUUGUUCGGCUUGCAUCCAACCAACUUCAUUCACCCGCUCGUCUUCAUGCAAACUAUUGGCUUCUUCCUGCUUGCCAAUAUCGGCGCAUCAGCACAUCUUGUCGAGCACGCGUUCGCCAUGCUCUCCGUCGGCUGCUUAUUCUGGUUACUCGUCUUCAUCACUAACUUCCAACAUCUCUCCCCAGCCCUUGAUAAGGGAUCGGAGCGGCCGCAGCCAACUUUCUUUCUGUUUAUCGCGCCGCCAGCGCAAGCUGCCCUCGCCUUCGUCGUGCUCCAGAUGGCCGAAGCAGUGAACCCAGAAAAAAAGAAUGCCCUUCUCACCAUUGUCAAUGACAUGGAAUGGCCAAAGGCUGCACAAGCGUUCUUGUACAUCGACUUGUUCUUGUACCUUCUCAUGUUUCGGCUGUUCCCCACCUUUUGGACGCAGAAAUUUUCCGUGUCCUGGUGGGCAUAUAUAUUCCCCCUCAGCGCUGCGGCGAGCUCGGUGAUUUGGCGGUACAAAGUUGAGGAGGAAAUGUUCUGGGGUGUACUUGCGGUGUUACUCGGGCUUAUCGCCUGUGUGGCCAUGAUCGUUGUAUCAUGCUUCACGGUUUGGGCGUUGGGGUCGGGAAGGACACCGAACAAUCCAAGGUGCCUUGAUGCAUACUACAGGUAUUACGUUGGUUGUUCAUCUGAGGACAUGGAUCCGAGUCUUCCAAUAUGA